Molecule: messenger RNA, 750 nt
Organism: Zingiber officinale
Lineage: Eukaryota; Viridiplantae; Streptophyta; Magnoliopsida; Zingiberales; Zingiberaceae
Exons: 4
Coding region: 1-750 (249 amino acids)
Source: RefSeq, a predicted model, not a curated record
AUGGCGGAGUUCUCCCUCCUCGCUUCUACUGGCCUUUUGCCGACCAUCCUUCAACAUGACCAUCAGGGAUUCUACAAGGUUCCUUCUAAGGAAUUUCAUUCUGCCUUACCAUUUCAUGGUAUAAAACAAGAGGCACCGAAAUCUGGUUCUGUUCAGUUCAAUGCACACCAGUUCGAGAAACUGCUCCUCCCAAUGUAUAUGUUAUUGGAGAACAAUCAAUCUUCAAGGAUAUAUCCUAUGAUUGAACAAAAUGUGCUUAUGGAUGUCCAAGAUCCACAUGUUAGUUCAGUGCUGUUCAGCUUUGGAAUUGCAGAGAAGUGCAUAAGAAAUGAAAAGAUCAUGGAAUUUCUAAGCUCUAGAUCGAAGUUUGCUGAAGGCAAAGACCUGGAUGUUUCUACGAUUUCAGAAGUUAUGGGUCUUUAUGAUGAGGCUAUUGACAUGUUACAUCCUCACCGUGUACUUUUGGAUGACAAAUUUUCUGUUUAUGAUGCUGAGAUGACUGAUCCUCGCCAUCCAUUGCAUAUACCGAAACAGAUUACACCAGAGCUUCAGUUGGACUUUGUUAGGAACUUGCCUGAUAUAUACUUUACAGAACAUCCAGAUGGGCAGCUUCUGCUCCCUGACAAUGUAGCUAAAAUAGAAGAUCUUGUAUCAAUUGUUGCAGAGUUUGAUCUGCCAAAAAGAUCACCAACUGGCUGUAAAAAGUCAUUGCUGGUCCCAUAUUUCACAAGGCAAGUUGGAUUGGAUUGA